Molecule: messenger RNA, 1170 nt
Organism: Rosa chinensis
Lineage: Eukaryota; Viridiplantae; Streptophyta; Magnoliopsida; Rosales; Rosaceae
Exons: 1
Coding region: 1-1170 (389 amino acids)
Source: RefSeq, a predicted model, not a curated record
AUGUCGAUUCAGAGAAAACGUGUGAAGAAUGGUGGAGAUAUCAAUACUGAUUUGGAGGCACUCAGAAUGGAAGAUCUCGACACUACUGUGCAGAACCCUUCACCUUUGCAACCCCAAAUGACCUAUGCAAGUAUGCUGAAGAACCCUGUUGAUCGCUACAGGCAAACCAUGAUCGAGGACUUCGAGUUCAAUGAUGAUGACUGCACCUAUUCUCAAUGUAAGCAUGGCCAAAAUGUUUCGUUCUCUGAGAAAGUUCAUAAUAAGCUUGAUUUCGAAUGGAGGUGCGAUGUUGUUAUCAAAUUGAUGGGGAAACCCAACUCGACGAACACUUUUGAUUUCAUGCUUACAGGUCUCAGAAAGAAGUGGCAGGUGAAAGGGGAUUGGCAGCUUUUUGAUUUGCCUAAUGAUUUCUAUAUUGUGAAAUUUAACCUUGAAGAGGACAUGAACCAUGCUCUGUAUGGAGGUCCAUGGAUUUUGGCUGGCCAAACUCUUAUUGUCAGGAAAUGGAGGCCGGAUUUUGACCCUAUGAAGGAAUUCAUUGGGAAGAUGGCUCUUUGGGUGAGAAUCUUUGGUUUACCUAUCAAAUUCUUCAAGGACUUCACUGUGGCAAAAAUUGGUAAAAUCAUUGGAGAUGUGGUUAAAGUUGACAAGCUCACUGUGGGUCAAGCUAGAGGACAAUUUACUAGGGUGUGCAUUGAGGUUGAUCUUAGCAAGCCCCUGCGUCCUUUUGUUGAGGUUGAAUCCAUUGCCUAUCAGGUUGUCUAUGAAGGGAUCUCGUUGAUUUGUUUUGAGUGUGGGUGCUUUGGGCUUGCCAAAGACAAAUGCCCCACUAUCAAAGUCACGGAUAAUAUUCAUCCCAAGCCACAAACUAGAAACUGUGAUAAUGAGAUGACUAUUGCCAAUAAUGAUGAGAAGAUGGGGUCUGAUGUAUGUAUGCAGCAUGUUGCUCCACAUGGUGAGGUGAUUAAAGAAGAUAUGGGCCCAUGGAUGUUGAUGAGCUACAGGAAUAAAAAGAAAAAUGGUGAUGCUAUCAAUACCAAGAAAAACUCUGUUACUGGCUCUAGAUUUACUAUUCUUCAGGAUGAGACUGUGGCUGACUCUGCUUUUCCUGAAAAGACCAUUGAUGCACAUAAUCAUGAACAGUCCCCUACCAUUGUGAAUCUAUGGUAG